This is a messenger RNA of Chroicocephalus ridibundus (black-headed gull), 1773 nucleotides long. Its product is annotated as 2'-5'-oligoadenylate synthase 1-like. Gene Ontology annotation, molecular function: double-stranded RNA binding; 2'-5'-oligoadenylate synthetase activity; protein binding. The transcript has 6 exons. Lineage: Eukaryota; Metazoa; Chordata; Aves; Charadriiformes; Laridae. Gene Ontology annotation, biological process: defense response to virus; regulation of ribonuclease activity; negative regulation of viral genome replication. Gene Ontology annotation, cellular component: cytosol; nucleoplasm; membrane. The record is from RefSeq and is a predicted model, not a curated record. The coding region runs from base 116 to 1654 and encodes 512 amino acids.
CCGCUGCAGGCGGGAGCGGGCAGAGAGCGCGCUGCAGGCAGGGAGGAGUGGGCAGAGGGGAGGCAGCAAGCCAGGAGAGAGCCGAGCGAGCGGCCACGCUCCCACACCUAGCAGGAUGGAAGACACGAACGGGCUGCUGACGGUGACCGCCGAGAGGCUGGACGCCUGGAUCAUGGAUGUCCUGCAGCCCAGCACAGAAUUCAGCGACCAGGUGAAGUGGACAACGAAUCAAAUCUGUGAAUUCCUGAAGAAGGACUGCUUCCUGAAGGAGACCAACAUCCAUGUCAACAAGACCGUCAAGGGCGGCUCAUCAGGCAAGGGCACAGCCCUGCGGAACAACUCCGAUGCCGAUGUGGUGCUCUUCCUCAGCUGCUUCUCCAGCUACCAGCAGCAGAAGCAGAAUAGAACGGGUAUCCUGGAUUUGAUCAAGAGGAGGCUGGAUGACUGCAGGCAGAGCCUGAUGUUCACCGUGUACAUCACUGAGCCCCGGUACAAGGGUCCCGGCAAUAUGCCGCGCUCCAUCAGCCUCACCCUCCGCUCCAAGGUGAACUCGGAGUCCACCGACGUGGACAUCCUGCCUGCCUACGACGCCUUGGGACAGGUAAGACGGGACGACUGGCUGAACCCGAGCUUGUACGAGGCAGCCUACGUGGAGCUUCUGAGAGCCAAAGGCAGCGCCGGGGAGUUCUCCCCCUGCUUCACUGAGCUGCAGAAGAAGUUUGUGAAGCGUUAUCCUGCCAAGCUGAAAAGCCUCCUGCGCCUGGUCAAGCACUGGUACAAGGAGAGGGUGAAGCCACAGUACCACACCAAGGACCUGCCUCCCAAGUAUGCUCUGGAGCUGCUGACCAUCUACGCCUGGGAGCAGGGCACAGGCUCCAAUGAAUCCUUCAAAAUGGCUGAGGGCUUCCGUACGGUGCUGGAGCUGCUCUGCCGACCCCAGGAGAUCUGCAUCUACUGGGAGGCGUACUACUUGCUCCAGCACAGAGAGAUCGGCGCCCAUGUGAAGAGCCUGCUGCGCCAACCCUGCCCCAUCAUCCUGGACCCCGCCGACCCCACAGGGAUCCUGGGACAAGGCAAUAGAUGGGACCUGGUGGCACAGGAAGCUGCCCGUGACCGUUUGCUGCCCUGUGUCAGCACUGCCAAGCCUUGGGCCGUGCAGCCGGCCAAGCCCGUGACGAUUGAGGUGAAGCAGCUGUCGGGCACCAGCCUGACAAAGACCGUCAGCCCGGGCACCACCAUCAAUGAGCUGAAGGAGAUGAUCAAUCAGAAGUGGGGCAUCCCCUGGUACAUGCAGCGCCUGGCGCAGCAGGAGUCGGGAAUGAGCAGCCUCAUCCUGCAGAAUGGCAAUACCUUGGCCACCUACGGCAUCUUCUACAGCACCACGCUGUUGCUGCUGCAGACUGAGCCCCAGACGAUGGAGGUCUUAGUGAAGGACGACAAGAACCGGAGCACCACCUACACGGUGUGUCCCACCGACACUGUCCGGCAGCUAAAGGAGCAGAUCCACAGGCGGAAUGGGCCUCACCCCGACCAGCUGUACCUGACGUAUGAGUCCAGGCCUCUGGAGGACCGGCACACGCUGGCACACUACAACAUCCAGCCCAUGAGCACCAUCUUCAUGCUCCUGCGGCUCCGGGGGGGCACAGGUCCCUGACACCCCCAGUUCCCUGCCUGCUUGCCCUCCUGAGCAUCACCCCCCUGGCACCAGCAGAUGCUACUGUACCCCGAAGCCAUGUGUGCUGGAAAUAAAAGCUUUAGUAGAUCCUUGUGCUG